UUCCAUGUAUUGAGAAAUUCAGAGAGAGAGAGAGAAUAGAGGAAAAACAGAGGAGAGCAGAGCAUACAGACUACAGUGUGUUCUGCAGAGAUGGAUAAUCUGCGAUGGAGGCUGUAUCCUCUUCUAUCGGUUAUAGCCUCCGUUUUUAUUUUCUACAUCAGAACAUCCUCCAAGCCAGCAAACACUGAAUGCAGCCUUCUUCCUUAUGAAAGUUAUUGGAUAACUAGCAAUCGCAUUGUUACACCAAAAGGGGUCAUUUCUGGUGCAGUUGAGGUAAAGGGAGGGAACAUUGCAUCCGUGGUUGAAGGAGAGAAUUGGCCGAAGCAAGGACAGGCACAUGUGAUUGAUUAUGGAGAGGCUGUUGUCAUGCCCGGCUUAAUUGAUGUUCAUGCACAUCUUGAUGAACCAGGAAGGACUGAAUGGGAAGGAUUUUCUUCAGGGACUGAGGCAGCAGCUGCUGGUGGUAUAACAACAUUGAUUGACAUGCCUCUUAACAGUUUUCCCUCCACAGUAUCUGAAGAAACUUUAAGACUAAAGGUUGAAGCUGCAAGAAAUAAGAUCUAUGUUGAUGUUGGUUUUUGGGGAGGUCUUGUUCCUGAAAAUGCAUUUAAUACAAGUAUUCUGGAGGCUCUCCUUAGAGCAGGUGCUCUUGGUUUGAAGGUAACUGAAUUAGGGUUGUUGUUGUUGUUGUACUUUUUAAAUAUAAUAAACCUUGUAAUAUGGUUUUCUGAUUGUUUCCUUUCUUCCAUUUUCCUUUCAAUCAGGGAGGAGGCGGCUAUUAGAGAGUUGUUAACAGUAACAAAUGACACAAGGAGCGGGGGACGUGCAGAAGGAGCUCAUCUUCACAUUGUUCAUUUGUCAGAUGCAACAGCUUCCUUGGAUCUUAUUAAGGGAGCCAAGAGCAGUGGUGACAGCAUAACUGUUGAAACUUGCCCCCAUUAUCUAGCAUUUUCUGCAGAAGAGAUUCAGGAUGGUGAUACUCGCUUUAAAUGUGCCCCACCCAUUCGUGAUGCUACCAAUAGAGAAAAACUAUGGGCGUCCAUCAUGGAAGGACACAUUGACCUCUUGAGUUCUGAUCAUUCCCCAACAGUGCCAGAUCUUAAACUUCUUCAUGAAGGUGACUUUUUGAAGGCAUGGGGUGGCAUAUCAUCCUUGCAGUUUGUUCUUCCUGUGACAUGGUCUUAUGGACGAAAGUAUGGAAUCACUUUGAGUCAAUUAACCUCAUGGUGGAGUGAAAGGCCAGCUAAACUUGCAGGCCAGCAAUUGAAGGGAGCUAUUGCAAGUGGAAACCAUGCAGAUAUUGUUGUAUGGGAACCUGAUACUGAAUUUGAACUCAACGAGAACCAUGCUACAUACCAUAAACAUCCUAGUAUCUCGGCCUACAUGGGAAUGAAACUAUCUGGGAAAGUUUUGGCAACUUUUGUGAGAGGGAACCUUGUCUACACUGAGGGGAGACAUCCUCCCACUGCUUGUGGUGUUACGAUCCUUGCAAAUUAAAGGGAUAAAUUGAUGGUUCCAAUUAAGGUGGGGCUUCCUGAAUCCUGAUUGUAGGCAAUGCAACAACAUAAGUUGUUUCCGCCUCCAUCACCUGAACAUGUCUGACUGUAGCAUCUCAGAAAUCAUUGUAUCCUAUCAGGUCAUUUUCAGAGCUUGUAUUGUGUUUCCAAUUGCAGGAAGCUUCUUUCUCGCAUGUUUUAUCUUGGAUAUGUGUGAUAUAAUCAGUUUAGUUAUUGAUCUAGAAGGUUCAGUGCC
This is a messenger RNA of Nelumbo nucifera (sacred lotus), 1752 nucleotides long. The record is from RefSeq and is a predicted model, not a curated record. NCBI's taxonomy places the organism in Eukaryota, Viridiplantae, Streptophyta, Magnoliopsida, Proteales, Nelumbonaceae.